AUGGACGAUACAAGUAGUCUUUUGCUUGAGAAAAUAGAUGUACAAUGUCUGGAAGAGCUUAAUUUACGCCAAGCUAAAAGCCGAAACGAUAGUGGAGAAACAGGCGACAGUGCAGAAGAGUCUCCAGAAACGGAGAAUAAUGAAUUUGACAAGGAGUUUUUCCUCGAAGAAGUGCGAACACUAUCUUGUCUUUGGAACACAAGUCUCAGCACAUAUAAAGACCGAACAGCAAAGGCCAACGCUUGGAAGAAAUUAUCAGAAAUUCUUAACAGAGAUGUUGAUUUGUUUCAAAGACAGCUGAAGAACCUGAAGGACAACCUAAAAAAGUGCCUCGACAAAAGGUCAAAAAUGACAAGAUCUGGAGCGACUGCAUCCUGCCUGCCAAUGUGCCGUUACUUUGAACAAAUGGCAUUCCUGUAUGGUUGUGUAGGAAAUAGGCCAACUGAAAGCAAUCUAAAUGCUAUCUUGUCCCCCCCUGCUGAUACUAUAACAGUGGAAGGCAGUUCAAGUGGGUGCACUCCAACCAAAGAUGUACCCACCACUUCAACAAGAAUGCAGACAACAGAAGCUGCAAGGGCACACAAGCGUCCCCUCAGUUCUGAACUCUUUUCAACCAACAGAAGUGGAAACAGGAUGAAUAGAGAUGUGGUAGAACUCAUGCUUUUAAAGCAAUUAACUGACAGUGAUGCCAUGUACAAGAAAAUGACUGAAGAGGAUGACGACGAAGAUUCAUUAUAUUGCCGAAGCCUUGUACCUAUUAUGAAAGGAUUGCCUGAUAAAAAAAGAAGGCUGGCUAAAAUAAAGAUCAGUCAAUUGUUGUUUGAAGUAGAAUUUGAUGAUGUUGCUUAG
Molecule: messenger RNA, 849 nt
Organism: Dendronephthya gigantea
Lineage: Eukaryota; Metazoa; Cnidaria; Anthozoa; Malacalcyonacea; Nephtheidae
Exons: 2
Coding region: 1-849 (282 amino acids)
Biological process (GO): regulation of transcription by RNA polymerase II
Cellular component (GO): transcription regulator complex; nucleus
Molecular function (GO): DNA binding
Source: RefSeq, a predicted model, not a curated record